Molecule: messenger RNA, 1765 nt
Organism: Abrus precatorius (Indian licorice)
Lineage: Eukaryota; Viridiplantae; Streptophyta; Magnoliopsida; Fabales; Fabaceae
Exons: 1
Coding region: 85-1470 (461 amino acids)
Source: RefSeq, a predicted model, not a curated record
UCUGUUCUGAUCUACCUCUGUAACAGAGAAACUUCAACUUCGGGUUGGGAGCGACACCACUGUACCUAAACAGCAACAACGAAGAUGCUCCAUUUGGUGCUGUUCUACAAGAACCCAUUGCUCCACACGUCACUUUCCCUCAUCAUUGCCUUCACCUUCGCCUUCUUCAAAAUCCCAAUCCUCUUCCUCUACGGCCUCCAAACCUACAUCCACCCCGAUUCCCAACCCCAAACCAAUGGCCUAAGAGCCGCCAUUCGCCGCCCCGGCAUCGACGGUUACCAACCCCUGUCUUCCAAAACUGCUUCUGAACUCAAAAAGAGGAACAAGCCUAAGGAUUUUGAUGAAAACAAUGCUCAGAUCUUCAGACUCAAGCUCGACUAUGCUCACCUUCAAUCUCGUCUCUUCAUCGAUCAGUACUGUGUCGCUUUCACUCUCUCCUUUGCGGCCCUUUCUUCUCUCUUGCUUCACUACUUCUUGGAUUCGACGCAGAAUCGUGGGUUCUUCUCCAACGGUGUUUUCGUUCCGAUUCUGUUAUCAAUUUUGAGUCUUUACACGUGGGGAAACCUGCUUGUUAAGGUCACGUUUGAGAGAUCCGCGUCCAGGAGGUCUGAGAAGCAAUUGAGUAUUGUUUUUGAGGUUUUGGGGCUUUUCUUAGGGCUUUUGCUUGUUCCUGAGGGUGUUUCCUUGGUUUUGGACUUUCGUUUUGCGGUACCUUUUGAUGGGUUUUGGAGGGUUUUCGUAGCUGCAUUGAUGGGUUGCCUUGCGGGUUUUCUGUUUAUUCCUGCUUCUAGAAGUGCGCGUUCCUUUUGGCUUGGAACUGAUCAACUUCGUUGCAAUUUGUCAAUGAUAACUUGUGGGUGGUUUACACGUGUGAUCCUGUAUGUGAAUCAAAUGCUUGUUAUUUUUGUGGCUUUGUUGUGGAUUAUCCCUCUGGCUGAGAUUUUUGUGAACACAAACUAUGGUAGCAACAGUAAGGGAGGUAGUGUGACAAGGAGUGGAUUUGGUGAUGCAGAGAGAUUGGUGGGGAAUGUGGGGCUCUUGCCUUCUGAUUUUGGUAACUUCAGGCGCUGGUGCUUGUUGGGAUCAAGUUUGUUGCAGAUUGUGGCGUUAAGGCCGAACCUGCAAAUGUAUCUGAAUGAAGCUUUGCUGUCUUGGUACCAAAGGCUUCAUGCUAGCAAGGUUCCUGACUUGGAUUAUAGUAGGGCAAAGAUGUUUCUGCAUAAUCACUACUUGUGCCUUGUGGUUUUGCAAUUCCUUGCCCCUCCUGUGCUGGUACUUCUCUUCCUUGGUUUGUCUCAGAUUGAUGGUCUAUCCUUUGGAAAUUUUCCGUUGUUAAGUGAUUUAUUGCCCAGCUUUGCUUACUUCAAGGAAGUUGCUUUGUUUUUGGCUUGGUGGGUAACUUUCCUCUGGGCACUAUUCUCUUCAGUGAUCAUUAUGCUGCAUCGCCAUUGCAUUCUAUAUGUUUCUUGAGCCUUUGUAUUCCUGAGGACGAUUUUAUUGGGCCUUUCAGUGAGCCUUUUAUUGCAACACGAAUACUUUUAUAAAAUUUUGAGAGGAGUGUUGGACUUGUAGCAGAAGUUUUGCCGGUUAGUUGACACUAUCAUUGUUUAGGUAACCUCAGAUUUUCAAAUAUAGCUGUGAGUUGUAUGUUGAUGUUGAAGUUAUUUGACAUAAGAAUCAUAUACAAUAAACUGACUAUAGAAAAGCUAAAGUUGUAUGAAAUUUCACAUUCCCUUCAAAAUAUCAUGCAGACUUACAUGUGUUG